This is a messenger RNA of Malassezia globosa CBS 7966, 1206 nucleotides long. RefSeq lists its product as uncharacterized. Gene Ontology annotation, cellular component: cytosol. Gene Ontology annotation, biological process: purine nucleobase biosynthetic process. Gene Ontology annotation, molecular function: methylenetetrahydrofolate dehydrogenase (NAD+) activity; methylenetetrahydrofolate dehydrogenase (NADP+) activity. The record is from RefSeq and is a predicted model, not a curated record. NCBI's taxonomy places the organism in Eukaryota, Fungi, Basidiomycota, Malasseziomycetes, Malasseziales, Malasseziaceae. The transcript has a single exon. Bases 1 to 1206 code for a protein of 401 amino acids.
AUGACGUCCGUGCAGCAGCCAAAGCCAGAGUAUCCUGGCAAACUGCUUCAGGCAGCAGCAAUCGCGAAACCAUUUCAGCAGAGUAUCGAAGAGGAAAUUGGAGUUCGUAAAGAAAAGCAUCUUCCUGUUCCAAAGCUUGUAGGAAUUCUGGCCAAACCAAGUCCUCCUUCCAUCGCGUAUGCAGAAUGGACAGCCAAAGCCUGCCAGGCUGUGGGCAUCAAUUUUGAGAUUUGGAAAACAUGGGAUGAUUCGACUGUCGUGAAUGAGGCAGAAAAAAAUGAAGCUGAGAGCCUCCAGAACUUCGACUUGGAAGCGGACGUUGAGGAUCUAAUUCUAGCAGCCAACCGUGACAAGAGUGUAGAUGGCAUCAUGGUGUACUACCCAAUCUUUGGAGGUCGACAAGACACAUAUCUGCAGCAAAUUGUGGAUCCGCGUAAAGAUGUAGAAGGCCUGCAUUUCUUCUACUGCUGGAAUAUGUAUCACAACGUUCGCUGGAUCAAGCCGUCACAGCUGGGUUGUGCUCCUGGUACAACGAAUGAAGCCGAACUUGUGGGGCUUGACUCUAACGUUGUAGAUGAAGAGAAUGUACCCGAAGGAUUCUGCAAAAGCAUUCUUCCAUGCACGCCACUAGCAGUGGUCAAGUGCCUCGAGUCAGUGGGUGUCUAUGACAGCAAGCUUCCGUACGGCGACCGGCUUCAUGGGAAGACAAUUACAGUCAUCAACCGAUCUGAGGUAGUGGGACGUCCUCUUGCUGCGCUCCUUUCAAACGAUGGUGCACGUGUUUUCUCUGUCGACAUUGACUCAAUUGUCGAAUUUACCAAACGUAAGGACAAUGAGGAGCAAAAUGCCCCAACAUCGGGUUACAAGAAAUCAUCUAAAGUAAUUCAAGCGCACAACGACAAUUCCUCUGCAAGGCUUCGACCCUCCCACAUUGUCCAAGCCUGUCCUUACAAAGAUUCUGAGAGUUGUGUACGUGCCUCUGACGUGGUUAUUGGUGGUGUACCCUCAGCCAGCUUCAAGGUCCCUACUGCAUGGAUCAAACAAGAUGCUAUUUGCAUAAAUUUCAGUUCUGAAAAGAACUUCGAGAGUGACGUUCGCAGUCGGGCCUCGGCAUACUUACCGGCCAUUGGCAAGAUCACUGUUUCUAUGCUACAGCGUAAUCUUCUACGUCUGGUCGAUUACAAAGAACUAGCACAGCGGUCAUAG